Molecule: messenger RNA, 657 nt
Organism: Cuscuta epithymum
Lineage: Eukaryota; Viridiplantae; Streptophyta; Magnoliopsida; Solanales; Convolvulaceae
Source: the annotation of a GenBank genome assembly
UUUACUAUUACUUUCAUCAAUCUCUACUAAUAUGGAUUACUUUGACUCUACAAAACAGAAAUCGGAGUUGAAAAUUCCUAAAAUUUCCUCUCCGACUAAAGAGGUUGUGCGUCCUAAAUCACCGAUAAUUUCUUCCCCUCCGAAACAGGUUGACUCGGGAACUCAACCAGAGUCAUACAGACACAAUGAAGGAUCUAAAUAUUGGCUAAGCCCAGGGCAUCCCGAUUGGUUGGAUCCGCCGGCCCAAUACAGACGCUAUGAUGAUGGGACUCAUGGUUGUAGUUCUACUGAAAUGGACCCGAACUGGCCUAUACGGAAAAAAUAUGGAUCUGUUGUUCGGUUGUUCUUGAUACAGAAUCCGGAUAUGCAGAGUUAGAGGAAGGAGAAGAAGUCACUUCUACAGGACCAACGAAGUAUUCCGAGUAUGAUCAUGUUUUUGCUAAUACCAAGGAUUAUGAAUCCCCCUAAUCGCAAAUAAAAUUAUAUGUUAUAUUAUUGUAAUAUCGUCAUGCUUUUUACGUAAUGUUUUUACCUUGUUUAUUUUGUUAUGGAUUCUAUCGUUCAUUAGCUACCUUCGAGUAUUAUCUGUCGACAUCUAUUAUCUACUUUAAUAAAAUGUUUCAUGUUUAACUACUUUAAUUAUACACAUAUACUGGG